AUGGAGGGUCUGUUAUUCAACGUCAACGGGGGCUAUCUGGAAGGCAUAGUGCGCGGUUAUCGAAAUUCGCUGUUGACCGGCACCAACUACAGCAACCUCACACAAUGCGAGACGAUUGACGACGUCAAAGUACAACUGGGCCCUGCCUAUGGCGAGUCACUGUCAACCCUACCACCGAAUCCGUCAACUUCAGCUCUUGCGUACCGAACCACCGAGAAGCUCGUGGUAGACUUCAGGUAUCUUCAGGGCCAGGCAACAGGAUCACUGGCCAAAUUUAUGGAAUACCUCACCUACUCAUACAUGAUUGACAAUGUCGCCCUCCUGAUCACAGGCACGUUGCAUGAGCGAGACACCAAAGAACUCCUAGAGAGAUGUCAUCCUCUGGGCUGGUUUGAGACCAUGCCCGUCCUUUGCGUGGCCACCAACAUUGAAGAGCUGUACAACUCGGUGCUUAUCGAAACUCCAUUGGCUCCUUAUUUCAAGGGCAGCUUGAGCCAUCAGGAUCUGGAUGAACUCAACAUCGAGAUCGUGCGGAAUACCCUCUACAAGAACUACUUAGAAGACUUCUACAACUUUGUCAAUAACGACCCCGAGAUGGCCCUUACUCCGACCGGAGAAAUCAUGUCAGAGAUCCUUGCAUUCGAAGCAGAUCGGCGGGCAAUAAACAUCACCAUCAACUCUUUUGGUACUGAGCUCACGAAGGAGCAACGUAGAAAACUGUACCCGGAGUUCGGAAAAUUGUACCCCGAGGGUUCGUUGAUGCUGUCGAGGGCAGAUGAUAUGGAAGGAGUCGGGCUCGCAGUUAGCGGUGUGGGCGACUAUAAACGGUUCUUUGACGAGGUGGGCUUCAAUCAAAGUAGUGGUGUUGGUGGCGGCAACAUGGCGGGAGGACUGGGGAAUGAGUCCAAAUCUUUGGAAGACUUGUUCUACCAAAAAGAAAUGGAACUCUCCAAGAUGGUCUUCACUCGGCAAUUUACCCACGCGGUGAUUUAUGCGUGGGUGAAGUUAAGGGAACAGGCGAGUCUUCACUUUUCCGCCAAGUUUUACGAGCUAACUAACGCUCUGCAGGAAAUCCGAAACAUCACCUGGAUUGCCGAAUGCAUUGCCCAGAACCAGAAGGACAGAAUUGGGAACUACAUCAGCGUAUUUUAA
This is a messenger RNA of Capronia epimyces CBS 606.96, 1152 nucleotides long. RefSeq names its product V-type proton ATPase subunit D. The transcript is spliced from 3 exons. Bases 1 to 1152 code for a protein of 383 amino acids. Gene Ontology annotation, molecular function: proton-transporting ATPase activity, rotational mechanism. Gene Ontology annotation, biological process: vacuolar acidification; proton transmembrane transport; vacuolar transport. Gene Ontology annotation, cellular component: fungal-type vacuole membrane; proton-transporting V-type ATPase, V0 domain; vacuolar proton-transporting V-type ATPase complex. NCBI's taxonomy places the organism in Eukaryota, Fungi, Ascomycota, Eurotiomycetes, Chaetothyriales, Herpotrichiellaceae. The record is from RefSeq and is a predicted model, not a curated record.